AUGUCUCGACUUACGAUUCUCUUUGUCUUCGCUGUGGCGUAUGAAGUACUUGGAGAAACUGUGACAAAAGGCAAGCCCGCUGCGGACUCCAAAGCCGCACAAACCGGAUACCUCUCCCCUGUUAUCUUACCUGCACCUAUCCACGGCGGAAUCGGCUUUGGACACGGUCUAGGCGGUGCUGGACUUGCCGGAGCAGGUCUCGGUGGUGUGGCUCUUGCGGGAGCAGGUCUCGGUGGAGCGGGUCUUGUGGGUGCGGGACUCCUAGGCCCGGGAUCGUCUGCCCCCCUUAACAACGCCGGUGCAGCAGGUGCAGCUCAACUCAGCGCCAUCCAAAACGCUCAAGCCGUCCAAGCAGCUCAGAUCGGAAACGCCGCCGCCGCCGGUAUCCAGAGCGCACGUGUCACAGAAGUAGCCGCAAGAGCCGGACAAGCCAAUGCCAUUCAGAACGCUCAGGCUUUGGACGCCACCCGUAUCGCCAACGUACAAAGAGCCCAGGCAGCCGCCCUAGAGAACGCGAGAGCCGCGGAGGCGGCGAGACGCGCCGCAGCCGCGAGCGCCUGGGAGCUCUCCCGUGCUGUGGAAGCCGAACGCGUCGCUAACGCAGCCCGCGUCCAAGCCGUCGCAAUAGCUAACACCCGUGCCUUGGAAGCAGCUCGCAUCGCCAACGCAGCCAGAGCUCAGGCCGCAGCCGUGUUGAGCACUGCCAACCAAGCGAGCGCUGUCGCUGACAACGUAGCGCGACAAGACGGCCUCUUGCUCGGCGGAGGUCUCGGCGCCGGUUACGCCGGCCUCGGUGGUGCCGCAGUCGUGGCUGCAGCCCCAGUGGCGGUGGCGGCCCCGGCCUACGGUGGCCUCGGAUACGGACAAGGUUACGGACAUGGCUACGGACAAAGCUACGGAUACGGCUACGGACACUAA
This is a messenger RNA of Pieris macdunnoughi, 918 nucleotides long. Lineage: Eukaryota; Metazoa; Arthropoda; Insecta; Lepidoptera; Pieridae. The record is from the annotation of a GenBank genome assembly.